Molecule: messenger RNA, 1011 nt
Organism: Lachnellula hyalina
Lineage: Eukaryota; Fungi; Ascomycota; Leotiomycetes; Helotiales; Lachnaceae
Exons: 2
Coding region: 1-1011 (336 amino acids)
Molecular function (GO): oxidoreductase activity, acting on the CH-OH group of donors, NAD or NADP as acceptor
Source: RefSeq, a predicted model, not a curated record
AUGUCUGCAAAAGGUCUCAUCUUCAUGACCGGAGGCACAGGCUUCAUCGGCGCGACCACCACCCUCGUCGCCCUGAAAGCCGGCUACCAUCUCCGCCUCGCCGUGCGCCAAGAAUCCCAAAUCUCGAAGCUCAAGCACGUAUUCCCAGAAUACCUCCCCAGUCUUGAUUUCGUCCUUGUACCCGAUAUUGCGGCUGAUGACGCCUAUGCAGGCAAACUCGACGGCGUGGAUUACAUUAUACAUCUCGCAUCGCCGAUCCCUCACACGACCGAGAAGGAGGAGAUAGUGACGCCAGCUGUGAAGGCCACGAUGAAUAUUCUGGCCGAAGCGGCUAGGGUGGGGAGUGUGAAGAGAGUUGUUAUUAUGAGCUCGGUCGUGGCGUUGAUUCCGCUUGCUGGGGUUCCGGAAGGUGGUGUUAUUAAAGAGGAUAACGACUGGGAUUUAUCAGUUGAUGAAACCGCAGACUUUACACGAGAAAACGACUUCCUCACAUCCCUUCAACUCUACCACGCCUCAAAACUCCUUGCUAAUGCCGCAAGCUGGUCCUUCAUGUCAUCCCAGCAGCCCCAAUUCACGCUCAUAACACUCCACCCCACCCCCGUCUUCGGCCACCACAUCCUACAAACGCACUCCUCUGAACUAGCAAUUUGCACAAACGACUAUCUCUUCGGCUCGAUCAUGAGCGGCGUCGCCCUCUCACCCACAAACUGUGUCCACGUCCUCGAUGUCGCGGACGCGCAUCUGCGAGCCCUAGACGAGGCACGCGUGCAGGGGAAUGCCAGUUACUUGAUAUCGGGACCAGCGCCGUUGUGCGACGAGACGGUGGGGCUUCUGGAAAAGUAUUAUCCGGAUGCGGGGUGGAAGAUUAGGGCGGGUGGGGAAACGGGAUUCUGGGGUAUUGAUACCGGGAAGGUGGAGAGGGAGUUGGGGUUGGAGUGGAGAAGUUAUGAGAUGAUGUUGAGGGAGGUUAUGGACCAGCAAUUGGGAUUUUUGAAGGUUGAAGGUGCUUGA